AUGACAAAGAGAACUGUGUCACUGCAGCUAAUGUUGCUCAUUGUGCAUGGUGUCAUUAUGCCAGCUUCAGCACAAGUCUGCAGUCUGCUCGGUCAGCCUGCCUUACCUUCACUUUAUGCAGAAAGAGACAUUAACAUUGGGGCAAUUUUCUCAAUACAUAGAGAUGCUGUGUUAAAAAUGCAUAAUUAUACCUCAAAACCAGAUCCAACAGCAUGUGUCAGCUUAAAUUUACGUGAGUUUAAAUUUGCUCAGACAUUUAUUUUUGCCAUUGAGGAGAUUAAUAACAGCACAGAGUUGUUGCCUGGUAUUUCUUUGGGUUAUAAGAUAUAUGACUCAUGUCGCUCUAUCGCUCAAACAAUCCUCUCAGGCAUGGCUUUAAUGAAUGGUUAUGAAGCCACUUUGAGUGAUAUGUCCUGUUCUAGACCACCAGCUGUUUGUGCAAUUGUUGGAGAGUCAACAUCCUCACCCACCAUUGGCUUGGCAUCUUUAGUUGGUCCAUUCAGCUUACCUGUUAUCAGUCAUUUUGCCACAUGUGCAUGCCUGAGUGACAGAAAAAAGUAUCCAUCCUUCUUCAGAACAAUAUCCAGUGAUUAUUACCAAAGCAGAGCUUUGGCUCAGCUUGUCAAGCACUUUGGCUGGACGUGGGUUGGGACAGUCAGGAGUCGCAAUGACUAUGGUAAUAAUGGAAUUGCAGCAUUUGAGGAGGCUGCAAAAGAAGAGGGGGUUUGUAUUGAAUACUCCGAGGCAAUAUUAAGCAGUGAUCCACAAGAACAGUUUCUAAAGACACUGAAAGUGAUCAAAAAGGGCACUGCCAGGGUUUUGCUAGCUUUUAUGGCAUUAGGAGAUUUUCUCCCCCUCUUGAAGGUAAUUUCGCAACACAACAUCACAGGGAUACAGUGGGUUGGCAGUGAAUCCUGGAUCACUUCUCGAACUAUUGCAGAAACAAAGGAAUACAGUUUCCUUUCUGGAGCUGUGGGUUUUGCUAUAGCAAAUGCCAAACUUGUGGGCUUGCGAGAGUUCCUAGUAAAUGUGCACCCUAAUCAAGAACCAAACAAUGAACUUUUAAAAGAAUUUUGGGAAAUAGCUUUUCAGUGCUCAUUCAGGAACAUUGGCAGUGAUGGCUGUACUGGUUCAGAGAGACUUGCAGAGCUGCAAAAUGAAUAUACUGAUGUAUCAGAGCUACGAAUAGUAAAUAAGGUGUACACUGCAGUAUAUGCUGUUGCAUAUACACUUCAAAAUGUAUUAAAACACUUCAGAUCCUCCACCAACAGCAGCAAAAGAGGGUGGCCCACACCACAAACGGUGUUGAAGUAUAUGAGGGAUGUGAGAUUCACUGUUAAAACAGGUGAAGACAUUUUUUUUGAUGAAAGUGGUGAUCCAGUGUCGAGAUAUGACCUUGUUAACUGGCAGCCUGCUGAGGAUGGAAGUUUGCAGUUUGAGCUUGUGGGCCUUUAUGACAGCUCACUGCCUUCACAACAACGUCUUCAAAUUAAUCAGGAACACAUACUAUGGGUAGAUAAACAUGGACAGGUACAUUAAUAACAUUUUAAAUCAUUAAAUGGUCAGUGACUGAAGAACUGUCAGUUAGUUGAAUAUGACAAAAUAUGUAUGAAAGCAGCGGCAUUAUAGUGAUAAAAGUUACUACUGAAGUCAAGUUAUUUUGCCAAUUCAAACCAUAUAUUUGAAGUGUUAUAUUAUAACUUGUUUUCAUAUAGUUGCCAGUGUCCGUAUGCAGUGAGAUUUGCCCCCCUGGCACUAGGAAGGC
Molecule: messenger RNA, 1765 nt
Organism: Carassius auratus (goldfish)
Lineage: Eukaryota; Metazoa; Chordata; Actinopteri; Cypriniformes; Cyprinidae
Product: extracellular calcium-sensing receptor-like
Exons: 4
Coding region: 1-1539 (512 amino acids)
Biological process (GO): G protein-coupled receptor signaling pathway
Cellular component (GO): plasma membrane
Molecular function (GO): G protein-coupled receptor activity
Source: RefSeq, a predicted model, not a curated record